This is a messenger RNA of Cicer arietinum (chickpea), 2594 nucleotides long. The record is from RefSeq and is a predicted model, not a curated record. Lineage: Eukaryota; Viridiplantae; Streptophyta; Magnoliopsida; Fabales; Fabaceae.
AAUUAUGAAUAAAAGAGUAGAAGAUUAAAAUGAGGUGAGAUAAGUUGAAAAUUUGGUAAUAGAGGUGGUUGGAAGUGUUAGUUGAGAGCAGAAGAGAAAGAAAUAAUGGCAUCAUCACGUCCUCCACCGUCCAAGUCAGUGGAUCUAGACCUCACAAUACUCUCCGCAAAACACCUCAAAAACGUCAACUGGAAAAACGGCGACCUCAAACCCUACGUCGUCUUCUGGCUCGAUCCUGACCGUCGACUUGCCACUAAAUCUGACGACUCCGGCAACACUUCCCCUAUCUGGAACGAACGUUUCACUCUCCCUCUCCCACUUCCUCUCCAAGACUCUUCCCUCACCCUCGAAAUUUUCCAUUCCAAACCCUCCGAUACCCCUAAACCCCUCGUCGCCACCCUCCGUCUCCCCCUCAAAGACCUUCACGACCUCCACGAUUCCACUCAAAUCCGUAAAUUCCCAUUAAUUCGACCCUCCGGUCGUCCUCACGGUAAGAUCCACCUCAAAAUUGGCCUCCUUGGUCGCUCUCCUCCGUCACCACAAACAUUCGAUUACGCCAACUCUAACCCUAACCCUAACCCUAAUCCCAAUCCUUCCUUUGUCUAUUACAGAGGAUACUCCCCUUCACCUUCUCCAUCACCAUCACAUUCACCUUACACUUCAUACACCUCUUACACUGAUUCCUACUCUGGCGGUUACUAUCCCGGCUAUUAUUCUGGUGCUCCUUAUCCUCCUCCACCGCCGAGACCUUUCUUUGAACGUAAUAGUGGUUAUGUAGCUGGUGCUGGGCCAAGUGGACCAUCUGCCCCGGUUGAUUAUUCAUCCUCUUAUGAUCAGACUCUUCCCAGGCCCAAAGGCGGUAAGUUGGGCCUAGGAACUGGGCUGGCCGUUGGAGCUGUCGCUGGUGCGCUGGGUGGACUUGCUCUUGAAGAGGGGCUGAAGUAUGAAGAGCACAGAAUUGCGGAAAGGGUUGAAAGCGACGCUGCUUCUGCUCGAGAUGAUUAUGGGGAUGGCCUUUACCACGAUUAUAACACACCCAACCAACCAUUUCAUAUAUUUGUAAUUCUAAGUUAUAUUAAUUCAAAAACCAAAAUGGAAAACAAUGCUUCAAGUGCAGUCACCAUCCUUUCAAAAUGCACCGUUUUCCCUGACCAAAAAUCAACUCUUGAAGAUCUCAAACUCUCAAUUUCAGACUUAAACAUGCUCUGUUGCCACUACAUCCAAAAAGGUGUUCUCUUCACAACUCCAUCUCUCCCUUCUCAGACACUCAUUCCCCACCUUAUUACUUCUCUCUCUAAAACACUCUCUAUCUUCCCACCCUUCUCUGGCCGUUUCGUAACCGACUCAAACGGUUACAUUUACGUCACAUGCAACGACGCUGGUGUUGAUUUCAUUCACGCCACCGCCACUCAUUUCUCUAUCACCGACCUUUUGUCACCACUUGAUGUUCAUCAAGCUUUUAAAAAAUUCUUCCCAUUCCACCAUAAAAUUAACUACACUGCUCAUUUCUCACCUAUCUUAGCCGUUCAGGUCACUUACCUCGCUGAUGGAAUCUUCAUCGGUGUCGCCGUCUCACAUGCCGUCACAGACGGCACCACCCUAUGGAACUUUUUCAACACCUUCGCCGAUAUUUCCAAGGGAGUCACGCGUGUCACGAGAAUCCCGGACUUCCGUCGGGAAUCAAUUUUGAUCUCCAAAGUCGCUCUCCGGUUAUUGGAAGGUGACAUCAAGGUGACGUUCAAUCCCGACGAUCCCUUGCGAGAGAGGAUUUUCAGUUUCUCUCGCGAAGCAAUUCAAAAGCUGAAAGCAAGAGUAAACCAAAACCAUCAUAUUUCACCGGAGAAUGCUGACGUGGCAGAAUUAAUAUCGAAAAUGAACAAUGACGUUCAACUGAAAACGGUUACGCGUGACGGAAGCGAAACGUCAGAGAUUUCAUCGUUUCAGUCGCUAUGCGCGCUGAUGUGGCGAUGUGUGACACGCGCUAGGAAACUUGAUGAUUCUAAAACAACGACGUUUAGAAUGGCUGUGAAUAUUCGUAACCGUUUACAGCCCAAGUUAUCUGAGUACUACUUCGGGAACGCAAUUCAAAGUAUUGCCACGUGUGCUAAAGUUUAUGACGUGUCAAAUAAUGAUAUUACGUGGUGUGGUGAGCAGCUGAAUAAAAAUGUGAGGGCGUAUGAUAGCGGUGUGGUGAGACGCGUGAUAGAGAAUUGGGAGCGUGAGCCUAAGUGUUUCGAACUGGGGAACAAUGAUGGUGGGAUAUUGCAGAUGGGUAGUUCGCAUAGAUUCCCUAUGUAUGACAAUGAUUUUGGAUGGGGGCGCCCGAUAGCUGUGAGAAGUGGCGGAGCUAACAAGUUUGACGGUAAGAUGUCGGCGUUUCCAGGGAGGAAAGGAGGCGGCAGUAUCGACGUAGAGGUGGUUUUGGCGCCUGAAACUAUGGCGCUGCUUGAAACUGAUUCUGAGUUCAUGCUUUACGCUACCUCUCAGCAGUGAUGUGUCAGCAAAUUGGAUGGGAGUAAUUCCCAAACGCAACCAUGGUGACGUUGUAGCUUAUUUAUUAUGAGUUCCCGGAAGUGCGCCUCGUUUUCAAUUAU